AUGACCCAGCAAGGCGCGGCGCUGCAGAGCUACAACAACGAGCUGGUCAAGUGCAUCGAGGAGCUCUGCGCCAAGAGGGACGAGCUGAGCCGGCAGAUCCGGCAGGAGGAGGAGGAGAAGGGCAAGCUGCAGGGCGACCUCCGCGUGCUGACCGAGCGCCUGGCCCGCAUCAACGAGACCCUGGCCCACAAGAUGGCCACGCGCAACGAGUUCGACAAGACCAUCGCCGAGACCGAGGCGGCCUACAUGAAGGUCCUGGAAAGCUCGCAGACGCUGCUGAACGUGCUGAAGAAGGAAGCCGGGAACCUGGCCAAGGCCACCGAGUCCAAGAGCCUCCCUGCCAAGGAGAUCUGAGGGGGGAGCACCAAAUAAAGCUGAUGGGUUUCCCCAAA
Protobothrops mucrosquamatus (brown spotted pit viper) is the source of this 392-nucleotide messenger RNA. It is a transcript of the gene SSNA1, whose product is annotated as SS nuclear autoantigen 1. The transcript is spliced from 3 exons. Gene Ontology annotation, cellular component: ciliary basal body; centrosome. Lineage: Eukaryota; Metazoa; Chordata; Lepidosauria; Squamata; Viperidae. The coding region runs from base 1 to 354 and encodes 117 amino acids. The record is from RefSeq and is a predicted model, not a curated record.